AUGAGGUAUGCGGUCAGAAACCCAGCCUUUUGGUGGAUGUCCAAAGCAGUGUCUCCAUCUCAACACACAAGCUAUGUUCGGGCACUCGCUGCCUUUCGAACUCAGCAAUUCAGCUCCACAUCGACAUAUGCGUCCAAGCUCCAUCUGCGGGAUCCUUUCUUGGAGAAUUUGGAGCCCUUGAUUGAGGGCCGAUACUCGGCUCUUCGAGAUACAUACCCCAAGCCAAAGCACCCCAUAGUGCUUGCGCAUGGUCUGUUAGGAUUCGACGAAUUGAGACUGGGCGGGAAAUAUCUUCCGCCAAUACAGUAUUGGCGAGGUAUCAAGAAGGCGUUCUCCCAGCAGGGAAUUGAUGUUAUUACGGUUCCUGUCCUGCCUUUAGGGUCCAUUGAGCAACGAGCCAAAGCGCUUUCGAGUGGGAUUGAAGCUCAGAUCCAGGGCGAGGCAGUGAAUGUUAUUGCCAAGCUUCGCUCUAUGAGGUUCCGCGUUUUAUCACUGACUACGAUUUCAACACCUCAUCGAGCUUGGAGGUCAGCCAUAUGGUCUCUAGAACGCGGCGUCCUCGCACGGCUGAACAUCGAAUCGGGGGCAUUCAUGCAACUCACUCGAAAGUAUAUGCAGGAAGAAUUUAAUCCGAAUAUUCCGGACUGUGACGAUGUGAGGUACUUUUCGUACGGGGCAUCAUUAACCCCUAGUAUUUGGUCUUUGUUUCGCCAGUCACAUCAGAUAAUCGAGCAGGAAGAAGGUCCGAAUGACGGGUUAGUUAGCGUUCGAAGCAGCAAAUGGGGAGGUCAAGGAGGUUAUCAAGGCACCCUCAUGGACGUUAGUCAUUUUGACUUAAUCAACUGGACCAACCGUUUCCAAUGGCCCGUCUCUAACUUAAGCGGGGACAGGAGGAAAUUUAAUGCCCUCGCCCUAUAUCUGGAUAUUGCUGAUAUGCUUACAAAACAAGGCCUAUAA
This is a messenger RNA of Histoplasma mississippiense, 957 nucleotides long. RefSeq lists its product with no specific name. Lineage: Eukaryota; Fungi; Ascomycota; Eurotiomycetes; Onygenales; Ajellomycetaceae. The transcript has 8 exons. The coding region runs from base 1 to 957 and encodes 318 amino acids. The record is from RefSeq and is a predicted model, not a curated record.